Messenger RNA from Exophiala dermatitidis NIH/UT8656, 855 nucleotides. RefSeq lists its product as uncharacterized. Bases 1 to 855 code for a protein of 284 amino acids. Gene Ontology annotation, cellular component: membrane; cytoplasm; mitochondrion. The record is from RefSeq and is a predicted model, not a curated record. Lineage: Eukaryota; Fungi; Ascomycota; Eurotiomycetes; Chaetothyriales; Herpotrichiellaceae. The transcript has 2 exons.
AUGUUCACCCAGUUCCUGAACCGCAACUGGCGUGGUCGUCUCCCCACGAGAUGGCGACACUUCAAGACCAACACCUGGACAAAAGACCAGAUCAAAACCGCCGAACUGCAAAAGACACCCGACACCCCCAACCAAGUGGUAACUGAGGUCCCUCAUUCAACUGAGCCAUCAUUCAUCGACGUGCCCAGUCCAUUGUGGUAUCAUCGUCUAGGCCCAGUCAAGGACUUCUUCAGCUGGUUCAGUCGCAUGCAGCGACGGCGGCCCAAAACUACGACGCUGGCGACCUCGCUAACCACUUAUUUGGCCGGCGACCUACUGGCGCAAGAAAUGGGUGGAGAGCCAUACGACGGCUAUCGUACAUUGAGGAUGCUCACCAUUGGAGGAUUGGCUUCUAUACCGGGCUACAAAUGGUUUCUGUUUCUGGGCAGCCACUUCAACUACGCUUCUAGAUGGACUUCGAUAACGGUCAAAGUCCUCAUCCAGCAGUUUCUAUUCGCGCCCAUCUUCAACACUUACUUCUUCGGCAUGCAGGCCGUAUUAACGAGACAGGAGCCUUCUGUUGUAAUCCAUCGUGUCGUCUCGGCCGUGCCGGAAAGUCUGGUGAGCUCGGCCAAGUUCUGGCCUCUAGUCACGGCUCUAAAUUUCACGCUGAUCCCGGCGCAUCUACGGUUCGCGGUGUCCGGUUUCUUUGCGGUUAUUUGGCAGACGUAUUUGUCGUUUUUGAAUCGGCGGGAAGAGAAGACGGGGCCUAGUGGCUCACUUGCGGACCAGGCGCGGCAGAAGUUGCUUGAAGACGCCCCGUCUGCUUCGGUGGCUGAUCUUGUAGAGUGUCCUGAUUUGGGGAAGUCGAGCUGA